Messenger RNA from Argiope bruennichi, 967 nucleotides. RefSeq lists its product as uncharacterized. The record is from RefSeq and is a predicted model, not a curated record. Bases 408 to 866 code for a protein of 152 amino acids. The transcript has 5 exons. NCBI's taxonomy places the organism in Eukaryota, Metazoa, Arthropoda, Arachnida, Araneae, Araneidae.
UGUUUGUUUACUUUAACUUAUGUAGUCUGUAGGUUGGGUAUAGCAACUUUUGCAUCUAUUUCAUUCUGUUUUUAUUCAUGUAAAAAUCAGAAGCUGGGGAUGAUUACUUUUAUCAUAGAUCUUAUAAAAAUUUCAUCUCGUAAAAAAGCCAUUUCAAAUUACCAUUCUUGAAAAUUGAAUGAUGAUUUAAAAAGUACCAGAAAGCUAUAUUCAUUAAAAACGAAUGACUGUCGGAUUACUAAUUGUAUAUAAUACAAAUUAUUUAUAUUGUAUACAAUGAUAUGUAAUCCUUUGAUAUAAAGUGCCUUUUGUAAUCGAUACAUUUUAUUCUACGUUACCUGCUGCAUAAUUUCUAUUGAUAUUUACUUUUUGUUGAAGGAAUUUUUUAAAUCCAAACUACUGUUCGAAUGGUAUCAAAUGAAACCCAUAGUGAAAAGAAUGUAGAGAUAUGGCCUUUACCUACUGCUGCAAUAUUUUGUUUAGCUAUGAGUUUAUAUAUAAUCUUCCUCAUGAUUGGAUUAUUAAUCAGAAAAUGCCUUAUAGCUCAUGGCAUCUGCAAGAAUUGUUGCUCUUCUUUAAAACCAAACUCCAGCUGUUGCAAUUCAUGCAGUGAUUGUGCACAACAUUGUAACUGGAAAUUACCAACAGUGGAUAAUUGUCUGGAUGUCAUUUGUCCCUCUAAACAAAGAGUAAACUGUAUAGAGUUUCUUAUUUGUGACUGGGCAAAUGGGCAGUGUUGCAAUGAAAAUGGCACCUAUACGUGUGGAAGCGGUGACUGUGCCUUUACCUGUGAGACUCCAAAGUGUGAAAACAUAAAUUGCUUAUGUUGUGAGAUAUCGUUCCGAAAUGUUGCACCUAAUAAUUAAUAGUACAAUUUGUACAGUAUUUUCAACCAUCAUCAGUAUUUUUACAUUAUGGUAGCAUUUUAUAAAUUAUUUAUCACUAUAAGAAUAAAAAUAUAUAUUUA